AUGGCCUUCCCAGCUCGAGCGAGCGAUUGGCUCAUUCUUAGCUUACUCGUCUUGGCUUUUGUUGUCUUCUAUACGCGGAGGGAGAAACGCCAAUAUCCCCCAGGACCACCAAGCAAACCUAUCAUUGGCAAUAUUUUUGAAGUAUCUCCACGAGAAGCUUGGUUGAAGUUUAUCGACUACAAGAGGCAAUACGGAGACAUUUUAUUCUUCCAUGGACUUGGCAAUAGUGUACUUGUCCUGAGUUCCAUGAAAUCCAUCCAUGAUCUCCUCGAGAAGCGCGGCAGGAAGUACUCAGAUCGUCCAACAUUCACCGUCGUCGGAGAACUCAUGGGCCUCGAUCAGAGCAUGGCACUAUUACCCUAUGGCGACGAAUGGCGAGCUCAUAGGAAGCUCGCCCACGCUGGAUUGGGUCCGGUCGCUAUCAAGCGCUAUCACUCUAUACAGGAGGACCUCGCAGCUUUACUCUGCCAGCGACUCCUGAGUAAACCUGAAGACUUUUUCAGCCAUGUCCGCCUGUAUGUAUGUCCCACUGUCUACGACUUACAUAUGGAUUACCAGUGGAGAAAGCCGAUCAUGAAGUAUACCAUCCAUAAUAAGAUGUCGCGCCUCCCGCUGAAUAAGACAUCGAACCAGUAUAUCACCCUCGCUGAAGAAACAAUGUCGAUUAUCACUCAGGCUACGGUUCCGGGUGCAUUUAUAUGUGAUCUUAUGCCUUCUUUAAAAUAUCUUCCGUCUUGGGUUCCAUUCCAACGAGAGGCCAGCAAGGGGCGAGAAAUGAUUGAGUCUUUAGCCAGCAAACCAUUUGAACACGUAAAAAGAGAAAUGGCAUCUGGUCAAGCUCCUCCGUCUCUUACACAGACACUUUUGUCGUCAGAGGUUGAAGAUGUACCAAACUUUGAACAUCGUGUCAAAUGGACGGCAGGAGUCAUGUAUGGAGCUGGAGGUGAAUCGACAUAUGCUACGGUGUUGACAUUCAUUUUGGCCAUGGCACUUCACCCUGAGAAGCAAAGUUUAGCUCAAGCUGAACUAGACGAGGUUAUCGGUGCAGAGUGCUUCCCGCGCAUACAACAUCGCGAUAGUUUGCCCUAUGUUAAUGCUUUAGUUAAGGAAACCAUGCGAUGGCACCCAGUGGUACCUCUCGGUAUUGCACGACAAUCCAGCGAAGAAGAUUUCUAUGAAGGGUACCAUAUCCCUAAAGGAACCAUAGUAAUGACUAACGUCUGGGCCCUUGCAUUGGAAGAAAACGAGGAACACGAUCCAAAAUCAUUCAUCCCCGAGAGAUUCUUAAAAAGUGCGGCAAAGACCACUGUCGAUCCGUCAACUUACAUGUUUGGGUUUGCAAAACGGGUCUGCCCCGGCAAAGCGCUCGCGGAGAAUUCAGUGUUUAUUCUGAUCUCUGGAAUACUAUCAAUGUUCAAUAUAGAAAAAGACCCACAGGAGACGUUGAAACCUGAAUUCACGCCGGGGCUUGUAAGCUACCCAACGCCUUUCAAAUGCCAGAUCGUACCACGCUCCUCUGCGCAUGCAAAUGUGAUCACUUCGCGCGCUGCGCAAUGUUCAGGCAAAUAG
This is a messenger RNA of Fibroporia radiculosa, 1569 nucleotides long. RefSeq lists its product as uncharacterized. Lineage: Eukaryota; Fungi; Basidiomycota; Agaricomycetes; Polyporales; Fibroporiaceae. The coding region runs from base 1 to 1569 and encodes 522 amino acids. Gene Ontology annotation, molecular function: oxidoreductase activity, acting on paired donors, with incorporation or reduction of molecular oxygen; monooxygenase activity; heme binding. The transcript is spliced from 12 exons. The record is from RefSeq and is a predicted model, not a curated record.